This is a messenger RNA of Suillus plorans, 1632 nucleotides long. RefSeq lists its product as uncharacterized. The record is from RefSeq and is a predicted model, not a curated record. The coding region runs from base 1 to 1632 and encodes 543 amino acids. Lineage: Eukaryota; Fungi; Basidiomycota; Agaricomycetes; Boletales; Suillaceae. The transcript is spliced from 4 exons.
AUGUUCUCCAUUCCUUUCAUGCCAGCUUCUUCCAAACCCAUGGUGAAAAAUUGGUAUCCAUUACGUCUUCUUCCCUAUGAACCACUCCCAGAUAACUCUGACACAGAGCUUAUUGCUGUCACGGGAACUGAUCUCUAUGACCGCAGUUUGAUAAGUCGCACAUAUGCCACUGCUGGACUGGUGCUCUCAACUAUCAUCAGCGUCUGUUGCAUUAUUGCAGGAGUUGUCAUUCUAACAAUUAGCGGAGUUUCUGGGGUGAUUCCGUUGAUGAGACUCGGUGGCACCGAACUACAGAAAUCCCUGCAGGUCGAGUUAUUGUCACUGAUACUAAAUGCACUUGUUACAUUAUGCACAGAGUCCACUGGCUUUGUCCACAGCAUCUCGCUGCGUUCUGCACUGGCCUCAGAGGGUCGGCUUCAUUUCAACACCAAUCUGCGCAUUAUGACCGCAGCUCGUGGUAGAAGAAACCCUAAUGGUGCCCUGCUCAAUGGUACCAUGGCCCUACUUCUCAUUUUAUCCUACUCCUCAUCCUCACUUAUCGUAUUUGUCAACUUCUCAAAUACGGAAUCUGCUGCCAUCACAGGGUUGCCUCUCCUUGUUCUGGGUGUCGCACUCCUUCUCCAGGUAGUGAUUGCAUUUAGGGGGAUAUGGGGAGUCGAAGUCUUGACAUGGAGCUCCUCACCUUUCGAUGUGACCGUUGCACUGGUCCACGACAAGAAAUUGACCCGGUUUAAUUCCCGAUGCAUGUGUUGUGUGUCUGACCAGGGCAUUGACGCAUGUCCUGUGAAGCCGUCAAAGACACAACCCUCUGCAUGGCGUGCUCACACCAGCAUCCGAAAAGUUGUCAUUUCUCUUUGGGGGGUCGUUGUAGCAUGCGCUGGAUGGGCCGUACUCGUCUCCUUUGUCAGGAUCUCGUACCAUUCCCCACAAAUAUCAUGGUCGUUCUUGCAGCCACAAGACGUUUCCAUCUGGUAUGACAUGCCGGGUGCCGAUCUUUUAGUGUGGAUUCUGCUCUUUAUCAACAUCGCAGUUAUCCAGGGACCGUUGACAAUGGCGCUGCAUUGCUCAGAGCUCAUCGCGAACGUCAUUCGAGAUGAAAGCCAGUGGAGAUGCGCUACCGAGAAGAAAGGACUUAGACCGACGAUGAACCCGCUGAAGUCGAUUUUUGCUUAUCCAAUUUGUCUGAUACUUUUCGCCGUGAAGCCUUUCCUGCACUGGAUGUUUGGGCUUUCGAUCACCGUAAACACCGACGCUAUGGAUUGGACACUGCAUGGUCAAUUACAGGUCUACAUGUUUGAAGCCCAGAUCUGGAACUUAUGUAUAGCACUGUUCAUAUUUGCUUGUUUUUUUACCCUAAUCGCACUGCGCCGACCCCGCGGCCCCCAGCCGGCUGCAUACGGCCACCUCCAGACGCUCGCCAACCUCGUAGACUCGCCUUUGAGUCACGUAAUGUGGUGGGGUCACAAGGCGGACGGACCUGUUUGUCAUGCUGGGACGAGCGAUCAUGAGCUGCAGGAGGUCAAGAUGGACUGUGAUUACGCUGGUUCUAAUAUCUGGUCCGCCGCACCUAUCUCCUCCAUUUUUGAAGUUAUUCAUUUAUCUCUGUCGACAGAUCUACAUGGGAAAAUUUAA